AUGAACAAUGACUACGCAAAGCCACACAAGAAAUCACUGCUGGGAGUGGCUGGAUUCGAUGGACAAGCAGCGCAGUAUGACCAGCUGGAGAAGUACCUUGACACAUAUGCCCCGUAUGCCAAGGGGGCCAGCUUUUCCGUCGAGCUCAUCAACAACGGUACAAAUCCCCAGGGCGAGUAUCCUGGGGCCGAGGCCAACAUGGACACUCAAAUUGCCGUUUCAAUGGCGUUCAGAGUUCCAGUCCGGUUUUACUCCACGGGGGGAGAGGACCACGGAUUCAUCCCCGACUUGGAUAUUUCUGACCCCAACAAUCAAUACAUCGAGCCGUGGCUACAGUUUGUCAGCUACUUGCUGGAUUUGCCCGACCGCGACUUGCCACAGGUCAUGUCCAUCUCAUACGGCGUCAACGAACAGGCGGUCCCCAAGCCGUAUGCGCUUCGAAUCUGCCAGAUAUUCGGACUUCUCACGCUCCGCGGCAUGUCCAUCAUCAUGGCGUCGGGUGACCAGGGACCAGGUGUUUCCUGCCAGUCCAACGACGGCACCGACACCACCAAGUUUCUGCCAGCAUUCCCGGCGGGAUGCCCCUACGUGACAGCAGUUGGUGCGACUGAGCAAAACUACCCGGAGAGAGCGGUGAACUUUUCGUCGGGGGGUUUCUCGGAAUACUGGCCCAGACCCGCGUGGCAGGAGGCAGCUGUGUCACGGUAUCUCGCCGCGCACGGAGAGAGGUGGAACGGGUAUUACAAUAAGGCUGGCCGAGGCUUUCCAGAUGUAUCCGCGCAGGGGAUCGGAUACCCCUUUUUCAACCACGGCCGUAACAGGGACGGGGGAGGCACCAGGUAA
Messenger RNA from Metarhizium acridum CQMa 102, 843 nucleotides. RefSeq lists its product as uncharacterized. Lineage: Eukaryota; Fungi; Ascomycota; Sordariomycetes; Hypocreales; Clavicipitaceae. The record is from RefSeq and is a predicted model, not a curated record. Gene Ontology annotation, biological process: proteolysis. Gene Ontology annotation, molecular function: serine-type endopeptidase activity; tripeptidyl-peptidase activity.